CGUGGCUUCUACGUGUACUAAGUAGAUCAUUUCCUUGCGGGCCCUGUCCUACAAACACAUUGAUCACGGUCUACUCUCCAUGAUUUGGGAAAAUGUCGAAAGCUCGAUUCUCCAAAACCUUACAGUCAUGGCUGCCAUCCUACGUCGACCGAUGCGCCUCUUCUCGAUAGUAGCUGGAGUAGCUUUCGUAUACAUCCUCAUAAUAUUCGUCCCCAAACAUCAAGAUACCUCCUUAUACAGCUUUCAAUAUGUCAAGAGCAGCUUUGACUGGUCAACUUUACCCCAAAGACACCCGGUCAAACAACUGACACCCUUGCCCAAGGGUUUGGUGAACAAGCUACCCAAGGUCCAGCACGAUUUCAGCUCCGAUCCGAAGCCAAGCAGCGAGAGAACCGAGGUUCUGAACGAGCGCCGAUUGGAAGUGAAAGAUGCAUUCUCAAAGAGCUGGAACAGUUACAAGCGCCAUGCUUGGAUGUGGGACGAGCUUACGCCCGUGACAGGGCAAGCCAAAGAUGGAUUUGGAGGCUGGGCAGCCUCCCUCGUCGACUCAUUGGACACACUAUGGAUAAUGGGUCUAAAGGACGAAUUCUAUGAAGCCACCGCUGCUGCGAUGACUAUUGACUGGUCCAAGACGGACGAGACGGCUUGCAACUUCUUCGAGACGACAAUUCGGCAUCUCGGGGGCCUACUCAGCGCCUAUGACCUGAGCAAGGAAAGGGCAGUGUUACAAAAGGCUAUCGAACUCGGCGAUAUGCUGUAUUCGGCGUUCGAUACUCCGAACCGUAUGCCGCCAUUCUGGCUAGACUUUGAACACGCAAAAGAAGGCACAUUGCAGCCCGGGGUCCACGACCCUUCUGCCUCGGUUGCUUCAUCGUCCCUGGAAUUCACGCGAUUAGCCCAGCUGACGGGGGAAGACAAAUACUAUGAUGCCAUUGACCGAGUGACGCGACUGCUGGACAGGACGCAGAGCUCGACCCAGUUGCCGGGCAUGUGGCCGACCUUUUUGGACAUGCAAACGGGCAACUUUGAUGGAAUCGCUGACUUCACCCUUGGAGCGCUGGCAGACUCACUAUACGAAUAUUUGCCCAAGAUGCACGCCUUGCUGGGUGGGCUGGAACCUGUUUACGAGAAAAUGUAUCGCGAGGCCAUGGACACGGUUAUCAAGAACAUUCUAUUCCGACCUAUGCUGCCAGAUCAAGACGAUAUCCUUUUUUCCGGGUCCUCUUACGUCUCGUCAACUUCAGGACCUCAGCUCAACUCCGAAGGACAGCAUCUGGCGUGUUUCGUUGGGGGAAUGUUUGGGCUCGGAAGCAAGUUGUUUAACAUCCCUGAGCAUCUCGAAAUUGGAGAGAAGCUUGCGCGAGGCUGCGCCUGGGCAUAUGAUUCAUUCCCUACAGGAAUCGGCCCAGAGAUCUUCGGCUUGAUCUCUUGCCCAACUCUUGACCCGUGUCCGUGGGAGGACGAGAUCUGGAAGGUGGAAGGUGACCGUACUCUGACGAAAGGCUUCACACAUGCGCGAGACCAGCGCUAUCUGCUGCGGCCGGAAGCCAUCGAGAGCAUAUUUCUGAUGUACCGCAUGACGGGCAAUCAGGAGUACCAGGAAAUUGCGUGGAAGAUGUUUCAGUCCAUCAAGAACUCCACCGAGACCGACUUAGCUUUCUCUGCGAUAGCCGCCGUCACAGAGACGGGUGAAACAGAGAAGUUGGAUUCAAUGGAGAGUUUUUGGAUGUCUGAAACUCUCAAGUAUUUCUACUUGAUUUUCUCGUCGCCUGAAUUGAUCAAUUUAGAUGACUAUGUGCUCAACACGGAGGCCCAUCCGUUCAAGCGGCCUUGAAAGGGGGUUGGGCAUCAAUCAGUAGGACAUCAAAGUCAGUGUCAUGGAGCAUCGAUUUACCAAUAUUUAUUUCAAGGCGUGGUAAGCCGAGCAGUAAAGCUGAGCGGUGAAGACAGAGAGGCUCGAGUACAUAAAGGAAUGUGCCACGGCACUCGGAACGGGAUACGAAUCCCCUUCUCGCAGGGACAUGAUUAUGCAGCCUCGAGUGCAUGCUGUCCCAGAGACGAUGACCACCAGGCAGUGGAUCUCGAGGCACGAGUUAUGCAGUAUAUAAUAUAUUUGAUUAUUAGGUGGGGUUAUCCCACGGAACCCU
This is a messenger RNA of Pseudomassariella vexata, 2147 nucleotides long. RefSeq names its product endoplasmic reticulum mannosyl-oligosaccharide 1,2-alpha-mannosidase. Gene Ontology annotation, biological process: N-glycan processing; carbohydrate metabolic process. Gene Ontology annotation, cellular component: endoplasmic reticulum; Golgi membrane. The record is from RefSeq and is a predicted model, not a curated record. The coding region runs from base 80 to 1834 and encodes 584 amino acids. Lineage: Eukaryota; Fungi; Ascomycota; Sordariomycetes; Amphisphaeriales; Pseudomassariaceae. Gene Ontology annotation, molecular function: calcium ion binding; mannosyl-oligosaccharide 1,2-alpha-mannosidase activity. The transcript has 2 exons.